Messenger RNA from Tetrahymena thermophila SB210, 3546 nucleotides. RefSeq names its product THO complex subunit 1 transcription elongation factor. Gene Ontology annotation, cellular component: THO complex part of transcription export complex. Lineage: Eukaryota; Ciliophora; Oligohymenophorea; Hymenostomatida; Tetrahymenidae. The transcript has 14 exons. Gene Ontology annotation, biological process: regulation of DNA-templated transcription elongation; mRNA export from nucleus. The record is from RefSeq and is a predicted model, not a curated record.
AUGGAUGAUAUUAAAGAAGUCUUUGGCCGCAUUAAUGUAGCUAUGAUUAGGUUCAGUCAUACUUUAGAAUCAAAAUUAAAAACCCUGCUUCAUCAAUUAAAUGAAGGACUUAAAAAGCUAAAAUAGAAUAAAGAAGAUGAGUAAAAGUAGAUGUAUUAAGACAAGCUUCUUCUAUUGUUUCGUAAAACUCUAAGUGAUUUAAUGAAAAAUUGGGGAGCCUAAGAGUCAGAAGAAACAAGUAAUAGCAUUAAAGAGUUAGUUAAACUUAUUUUUUGGUGUGCUAAGAAAGAAAUUGUCCUAGUAAAGGAUGCAUUAUCUUUUUCUGAAGACUUUUGUGAUAUGCUCUCUGUAAAUGAUUUAAGAGAGUUUAUAGAUACCUUCGAAAGCAGCAUUCAUACUAUUAACUAUCUUUCAGAAUAAGACAGUAAUUAUCCUUUAAAGAUAUGCAACGUUAUUUUUAAAAAGUUAACUAGAACAUAUGAUACUCGCCUUAGAGGAGAGUUACAUAUUUUUUUAUCUAAAAUUCUCCCCAUAUGUCAUGCAUCAGGCUUGAAAUCUAAAAUUUGUACAGAAAUUACAGCUCAAUUAGAAAAUGAAAGUGAUAUAGCUAAAAAUCAAAACAUUUAAGGAAACCAAAUGGAGAUUGAGGAAGAUAAAAGCUAACCAGAUAAUAUUACUUAUUCUAAUAAGGAUUUCUAUAAGAAAUUUUGGACUCUAUAAAAAUACUUCUAAAAUCCUUUUUGUCUAAGCACCAACGAUGAGUUGUUAGACAUAGAUAAAAAUAGUGCUGCUUCAUGUUCAACUAGCAUGGAAGAAGAAGAAGUUGAAGAAGGUGAAGAGAAAAUUAUUGAGUCUAAAAAAGUAAAAGCAGUGUGUUCAGCCAUUUAAUUAGUACUAGAUAGAUUCAAUCAAAAUCCUAUUUUUGAAAAGAGAGAAGCCAACAUAAAGCCUUACAUAAAAUAUUUGACAACUUAUUCUCUUUUAGAAAAAUAACUAAGUGACCCAUUUUUUAGGAAGAUAUGGCUACUCUAAGCUUUGCUUUUCUUUUAUGCUAUUUAAAAUAAAACUAAAGAUUUAGAAAUUAAAAAUAUUGACUCUGAAAUGGCAUUGAUAAAAACAACUGAAGAAAAAGUUAAAAAGACAUUCAUCUAGCUUCAUGAAAAUUUGAAAGAAGAAAUUAAUUUUGAGAAACUUGAUUUAUUUUUUAUAGAUGAAAAAAUUUGGGUUGAAAGAAAAGAUAUGCUUCCAAGAUAAAAUAAAGAUGAGAAAUUUAAUUUCAAGAAUCCUUGCGAAAAAACUAGAGAAAUGAUAGAAUAUUAUCAUAAAUCUAUUUUAGUUGAUAAGAAAGAUAACUCUCAAAAAAGUGAAUUUACAUUUGAUUCACAUAAAAUGUUACAGUAGAAGCAAUUUGCAGAGAUGGAAGCUUUUAAGAAAAAAAUUAUUCAAGACUGCAGCAAGACAGGAGGCAACUCAAUAACUGAAGAAAGUAAUGUGAGAUAAAUUCUUGGAAAAGAAAUUUACUUCCCAAUUAAAACAAAUCCGAUUCAGAAAUCUGUUGGCUAUUAUAUUAACUAAGUUAUAGAUUAAUUAAAAGACUCUACAAGCGAAAAACUAGUUGAUGAUCCUAUAUUUGUAACCAAAGCGAUGAGGGCUUCUUUUAGGUAUAAUUUGAAUUGGGUAGAAAAAGACAAAGAAAGUUUAAAGGAUUUAGAAAACUUUGCUAAGGAGUUUGAAGAAAAGGAAGUUGAUAAAUAAACUAAAUAGGACAAAGAAAAGGAAAGAGAUAAAUCCACCAACAAGGAGUCUUAACAAUAGCCUGAGUAAGUUUAAGCUGAAGAUUUAAAAAAAUCUAAAAUAGAUAAAACUGAAAAGAGCUCUAGAAGCAAUAAUGAAAACGAUGAGAAUCCUUAAGCAGAUUAAUCUAGAAAUACUAAUUCUAGUGGAAGCAACUUUUCUUCAAGAUAGGAUGAAAAAUCUAAGAGUCAACCAUAAAAAAUUUCGAAUCAAAGUGAAUCAAAAUAAAAUUAGGAUUAACCGAAAAAUAAUAAUAGUUCUAACAAUCAAAGUUCAUCAAAUGCAGAAAAAGUUAAUUAGCCAAGUAAUUCGAAUAAUAUCAGCAAGAAUUCAAAUGAUAAUGAAUAAAGGGGUAAACAUAAUGAAGAUAAGUAAAAAAAAGAUGAUAAAAAUGAAAGGUAAAACUAUAAUAACGAAAAUAGCAAAUCAGAUUUGAAAAUAGAUGAAUCUAAAAAUUCCCGUUAGGAUAAUGAAAAAGAAAGAAGGAUAUCUUAAGAAAAUAAUAGAUAACAGGGAGAUGAAAAAGCAAAUAUUAAAGUAAGCGAUGAAUAGAUAAAUAAUGAAAGACCUCGUCAGAAUAGAUAAGAGAGUAAUUUUUCAGAUAGUAAAAACGAAGAUGUUAAAUCCUCAAGUAAUAAGGAAGAUAAAUCUAAGAGUGAUGACAAAAAUGAAAGAAGCAAUCAAAAUCAAUCAUAAAAGCAAGUGAGUGAUGAUAAAUACAAGAAUAAAGUCGACAGUAAAUAAAAAGAUGAAAAACAGUAAAUUGAUGAAGAAAAUAGAAGGUUUUAGUCAUCUGAAGAUAAUAGGAAAACUUCAAAAGAUGAAAGUAAGAGGUUUUAUAAUCAAGAAGAUAAUAGAAAGAAUAAUGAUGAAUCUCGUAAAAACAAUGAAGAUGGGCGUAAAAAUAUUGAAGACUAAGGUUUUGAUAAAAAUGACAACUAGAAAUAAUUUUAAGGAAAUAAUAAUUCUAAUCAGAACUCAAUUAAUAUUAGCUCUUCUAAAAAUAAUAACUAAUAAUAAUCAAAUGCUUCUUCAUCUUCAUCAUCAUCUAAAAAUGUAGACAGUCAAAAAAAUGAACCUAAACAAGGAGAUGAGAGUAACAAAUCAUAAAACUAAGUUUCAAAUAAUAGCAACAAUUAAGGCUCAGGAAACUUUAGUAAUAUGAACAAUAAUAAUAACAGCAAACCAUAGCUUAAUCUUAAAAAGAAUGAUCCACCAAAUGUUAGCUAGGUUAAUUCUGGUAAUAGCAGUGGAGGGAGAACUUAAGGAAGAAGUCGUUCAAAAGAAAAAUAAUCUAAUACUUACUCUUCUAGCAGUGGAUCUAGCAGAAACAAUACUAAUAAUAGCAAUAAUAAUUAGUACAGUUCAGGAGGUAAUAAUAAUCCUAAUGGCAACAAUAGCAAUUACAAUUCAAAUAGUAAUUAUCAAUAAGGAGGAAAUAGUUAAUAUUCUAACAGCAACUCUUAUAAUUCAAGUAAAUAUAAUUAGCGCGAUGACAGUAAAUAAAACUCAGGAUAUGGCUCAUAAAACAAUAAUUAUAAUUAAGGAAAUUACAAUAAAGGAAAUAACAGCAAUAACAAUAACUACUCAAAUAAGAGAGAUUAUAAUAAUAACUCUUAAUAUGAUAAUAACAACAACAGUAACAAUAACAAAAGAGAUAAUUAUGAUAGAAAGAAUUUUUAGAAUUCAAAUUAUUACAACAACAGAGGUAAUGAAUAUGAGCCAGGUCCAAACAAAAGAUAAAAAAAUUGA